Priapulus caudatus is the source of this 1044-nucleotide messenger RNA. RefSeq lists its product as uncharacterized. Bases 110 to 1018 code for a protein of 302 amino acids. Gene Ontology annotation, cellular component: chromatin; nucleus. Gene Ontology annotation, molecular function: DNA binding. The record is from RefSeq and is a predicted model, not a curated record. The transcript is spliced from 8 exons. NCBI's taxonomy places the organism in Eukaryota, Metazoa, Priapulida, Priapulimorpha, Priapulimorphida, Priapulidae. Gene Ontology annotation, biological process: regulation of DNA-templated transcription.
GGGGAUUUUGUUCAAACUCGCAUGUUAUGGUAGAAAGCUGUUAGCUUUGUUUCGACCGACUAUUUUACUUUUUUACUUCUAGCCAAGACUAAACACAAGCUGUAUUAUAAUGGAGCAGAAUAAGUAUGUUGUGUGUGAUGUCUGCAAGGAACAGUUUUCUGAUGUGGCUACAUUCCCGGAGCGCAAAAAGAACAGAGACACAUUUGUGUGUGGCUUGUGUACUGCAAGAUUUCAUGUGUGUGAAGACUUUAGCUUGCACAAAUCAAACCAUGCAGGCGCAGUUGUUGGCCAUGACUCUGAUCAUCCAUCGGUAAAUAUGGACCAAUCUAGCAGCACCAAUGCAGGUGCAUCAACUGUAAAUGAAUCACCUUUGCACAAUGUUGUGGAAAAGAGAGGUCGAGGCCGUCCACCCAAGAAACCUCCAGCUGCAGAAGGUGCCUGCACCCCAUCUGAUAUGCGCAACCCGUUGUCUGGAAAGGAGAAGCUAGAUGACAGCUGCCAAGACAACAGUGUUAAAGUGUCCAGUAGUGUGAGUCCUGUCUCUGAGAAUCCCACCAGUGAGCCCCCUACAAAGCGAAGACGGGGCAGACCCACAAAAGCAGAGGCAUUGGACAAACGGCAGGCACAGGUGGAGCAGGAUCGACCUGUAAAACCUCCACCAUUGUCUGAAGAUAAGGAGCUUCCAGCGGAGGUGCGACGCAUGGGCGACAAGCUGCAAUGCAUCGGGUGCAAGAAGUCGUUCGCUCGGCUGCGGCAGGUGCAUGGCCAUCGCUGCAUCAAGUGUGAUAGCGACUUCAUCGAAUACUUUCCAGAGCGGGCCAAUGCAAUUGCACAGUUGGAGGCAGAUGAUGAUGACAAGGAAGAUGAACCAGCUCCAACUGCUGAGUUGAAUGCUGAAGAUAAUAGUGAUGAACUGUCAGCAAAUGAGGAUGAUUACAGACCGCCCAGUCAUGUCAAAGGCCAGCCUCAGCGAGCCGUUGAAGAACUUCCUUCAGAUUGGCCUGGUGUUCUUCCUUAGAAGCGCCAGACACGAGAAUGUCAUCA